This is a messenger RNA of Coniosporium apollinis CBS 100218, 1887 nucleotides long. RefSeq lists its product as uncharacterized. The record is from RefSeq and is a predicted model, not a curated record. The transcript has a single exon. Lineage: Eukaryota; Fungi; Ascomycota; Dothideomycetes. The coding region runs from base 1 to 1887 and encodes 628 amino acids.
AUGGACAACUUUCCCGCUCCCGGACAAAGCGACCACAACUCAUUAGAGAGAUAUACCCUAAGCCAGUUCGCACAGCCGCUUGCUCGGCCAUCGACUUCCACUCCCUUCCCCCAUGGCGGACGUCCGCUGCCCGUCGAACCACGACACUUCCUCGACCAAACGCUCAGCGUUCCCCAUGGCAUUCACAAUACAGCCCGCAAUGCGGAGCAGAAGCAAAGUACGGCAAGGCCACCAAAGUCAGCGGUGCCCUUAGCGGAGGUCCUGAACAACGAGGGCGGUUCCACAGUCUUCGGCGGAUCACUCCAUGACAUACUAGACGACACGAGCGCUCGGAAGCGCAUGAAGCUAGACGGUGCGGAGCUGUUGACGCUGCCGAAACCGCAUCCACCGCCCAAGAAAGGGACGAGGAGGAGGAUUCCGCCACUGCUGCAGGGACUGCACCAGCCGCCGCCCGAUGCGGGAUUGUUUCCUCCUAUCUCCUCGGAGCCGCCUGUCAAGAAGGCUCAGGUUGUACCUGUUGCCGAGGAGGCUGCUGUGGAGACUACUGUGAAACUCGUGGCGAAUGUACAGGAUGCUGAGUCGCAGCUGCAGCCGCCCGCUGACGCGGAUGCGAAAAAGCCGUCCAAAGGUAGGAAGCGCAGAAGAUGGACGGAACAGGAGACGAACGACCUGCUGUGUGGUGUGGCCAAAUUCGGUAUCGGCAGCUGGAAGAAGAUUCUAUCGCAUUCGGAGUACUCGUUCCAGGAUCGAAAUGCCGUGGAUCUGAAAGAUAGAUUUCGCGUCUGUCGGCCUGAUGAUUAUCGAAAGCUCAAUACAGUCGAUGGACCUAGAAUAGCGUCCCCGACCGCAGCUCAAUCUACUAGCGCCGCUACUGAAAGAGUGCCAGUCAAGGCAGUCUCAAAUCUGAUAUCCUCGAACAUACUCCAGCCAUGCGAGCCUAAGACCUGCCCCUCAAAACCAGAACCAUGUCCUCCGGACCGCAAGCAUCGCAAGGGUGCCGAAGACCUCCUUCGCAUCGGGAUCGAGGAGCCGUUCCGCAAAAGCAGUCAUCGUGAGCGCAGAGCUUUCACCGAGGAAGAGGAUGCUGCUCUCCUACAAGGCUACGAAAAGCACGGACCGCACUGGAAAGCAAUACGCGAUGACCCAGAGCUGGGACUCUCCAGCCGGAGACAUCCACUAGAUCUGCGAGAUCGCUUCCGCAACCGCUUCCCAGAGAAGUACACCGAAGCCGGGUACAAGCUCCGUCCAAAAAGCGCGUCGAAGCAAGACCCCACAUCAGAAGCCGCAACAGCCUCGAACAUGGCUACCAGUACGAAGAGUCCUCUGCCAACUGGCCCAGACCACCCACGCCCCGCUACCUCCAUCCCGCCCACCUCAGCAAACCAACCACCCCCAAAGCCCUUCGCCUUCUGGAGCACCCAUCUCCCCGACAGCGCCGACUUCGACUUCCUCUCCGAGCCCACCACAACCUCCAGCCCCAUAAUCCUCAACCGCGACAUCCUCGACUUCGUCGACACGAACCUGCCCCCGCUGUCCUCGAGCCUAUUCACCCACAUCAACCCUGGGCUGCUGGACACGUUGCUGCCGCCUAGUAAGGCCGUCGGCACGCUGCCGCAGCUUCCUUUGGGCCUGCCGAGUCUGGUGAGGCCGUCGGGUCCCGGGCCAGGGACUGGGACGGGGAUGGGGCCGGGGAAUUUCAUGGGGCAGGGGCCGCCGCUUGCGAGUUUGCUCCAUGCGGGUAGUGGACGGGGCGGGCAGGCGGGUGUUAGUUUGCCGCCGCUGGCCGAUUUGGGGUCGGGGGUUGAUGCGCAGCCGGCGGGGUACUUUCUAGAGGAACUACCGGCGCUGAGGAGUGCGACGGACGGCGGAGAAGGCGAGAGGAACUGA